Microsporum canis CBS 113480 is the source of this 1101-nucleotide messenger RNA. RefSeq names its product oxidoreductase. The record is from RefSeq and is a predicted model, not a curated record. NCBI's taxonomy places the organism in Eukaryota, Fungi, Ascomycota, Eurotiomycetes, Onygenales, Arthrodermataceae. The coding region runs from base 1 to 1101 and encodes 366 amino acids. Gene Ontology annotation, molecular function: oxidoreductase activity. The transcript has 2 exons.
AUGCAUGCAAUCACAAUGAUAAGCGAGGACGGCAAGUUUGGGAAACCUGGCCAAGUCUAUUACCCACUAUCUCUCCGCUCAGUACCGAUACCGUCACCUAAGGGGAGUGAACUGCUCAUCAAACUUAGCGCCGCCUCACUUAAUCAUCGCGACCUCUUUCUCCGUAAACAUCUAUAUCCAGGGGCCUGUUUUGAAACUCCCAUAUUGAGCGAUGGAGUCGGUGUUGUGGCUUCGACGGGACCGGAAGUGCCCCAUGCUCAAUCCUGGAUGAACAAACGGGUUGUCCUGAACCCUGCAACAGGUUGGAAAGAUGCUCCCGAGGGGCCCGAGACCGCCACUGGAUUCAAACUUAUGGGUGGUACGAGUCUAUACGAUAAAGGAACGCUACAGGAAUACAUCACGCUAGAUGUGAGUGAAGUUGAAGAAGCACCAGAGCAUCUAUCCGAUGCUGAAGCAGCGGCUCUGCCGUUAGCCGGGCUAACUGCCUGGAGAGCACUCGUGACCAAGGCCGGUGAAGCCAAUUCAAGAACCGGAGCUGCCAUCUUGGUUACCGGUAUUGGUGGAGGAGUGGCGCUGAUGGCAUUGCGGUUUGCGGCGGCCAGGGGGGCAGAUGUAUAUGUAACAAGCUCCAGCGAAGAGAAGAUUAAACAUGCCAUCGAACUGGGUGCUCGUGGCGGAGUGAACUAUAAGGAGGCCGGAUGGGAGAAGAAGCUGAAGGGCAUGUUACCAGACGGGAAGGUUGAAUUUGAUGCUAUUAUCGAUGGCGCCGGCGGAGAGGUGGUUGAAAAAGGGGUGAAGUUGCUCAAGGACGGUGGAAUAAUCUCCAUAUACGGAAUGACGGUUGGCCCGAAGAUGACAUGGUUGAUGCAAGCUGUGAUUAAAAACAUUGACCUCAGGGGCACCACGAUGGGUUCAAGAAAGGAGUUCAAAGACAUGGUGGACUUCGUCAAAGAGCAUAAAAUUAAGCCACUUGUGUGGAAGGUUGUCCAGGGUAUCGACAACCUGGAUGCGAUCAACGGCUUGUUCGAUGACAUGCAAAAGGGGGACCAGUUUGGUAAACUGGUGAUCGAAUUCGGUGACUCGAACGGGAGCAAGCUGUAA